AUGGAAGGCCAAGGCGAAAAUGACGAGCUCUAUCCCAUUGCCGUCUUGAUUGAUGAACUGAAGCAUGAUGAUGUGAUCCUUCGUCUAAACGCGAUUCAUCGACUCUCAACAAUCGCUCUCGCCCUCGGACCGGAGAGAACGCGAGACGAGCUGGUGCCGUUCCUUGAUGACUCAGUCGAGGAUGAAGAUGAAGUUUUAACCGCUCUAAGUGAAGAGCUCGGAAACUUCGUGGAAUACGUCGGUGGGCCAGAAUAUGCCCACGUCCUUCUUUCCCCCCUCGAGCAUUUGGCAGCCAUAGAGGAGCCAUUGGUGCGAGAAAAGGCCGUAGAGUCCCUCAACAAGAUCUGCGAGCAGCUCUCCCCCCGGCAGAUCGAAGACAAUUUUAUACCCUUGACAGUCCGUCUCUCAAAGGCAGACUGGUUCACCUCCAAGAUAUCUGCGGCCGGCCUCUACUGUACUCCCUACAGAACUGCCUCUCCAGCUUUACAGCAGGGGCUACGACAACAAUUUGGGCAAUUAGUCCAUGAUGAUACCCCUAUGGUUAGACGGCAGGCUGCCAACAACCUAGCGAAAUUCGUGAAAGAGAUGGAUUCGCAGGUUAUCAUAGUGGAGAUGGUUCCUUUAUUCCAGAACUUGGCAAACGAUGACCAGGAUAGUGUCCGACUCUUAACUGUUGAAAUUUUGAUCUCCAUAGCAGAGGAAAUCCCCAAGGAACAGCAAUCUAGCCACGGCGUUCUUCUUACAGCUCUCCGAAAUCUGUUUGAAGAUAAGAGCUGGAGAGUAAGGUACAUGGUUGCAGACAAAUUCGAAAAGAUCGCAAAAGCUGUCGAUGAGGAAGUUGUCAACCGUGACCUGGUCCCAGCAUUCGUAAAGCUCCUCAAGGAUACCGAAGCAGAGGUCCGCACCGCUAUUGCCGGGCAGAUUCCAGGUUUCUGUCGGCUCCUUGACCGUGAAACACUAUUAAAUGAGAUAAUGACAAGCAUCGAAGAUCUCGUAUCAGACCCGUCCCAGCAUGUAAGAGCCGCUUUGGGCAUGCAGAUCAGCGGUCUAGCCCCUAUUCUAGGGAAGGAAGAGUAA
Trichophyton benhamiae CBS 112371 is the source of this 1077-nucleotide messenger RNA. RefSeq lists its product as uncharacterized. The transcript has 6 exons. NCBI's taxonomy places the organism in Eukaryota, Fungi, Ascomycota, Eurotiomycetes, Onygenales, Arthrodermataceae. The record is from RefSeq and is a predicted model, not a curated record. The coding region runs from base 1 to 1077 and encodes 358 amino acids. Gene Ontology annotation, cellular component: cytoplasm; protein phosphatase type 2A complex. Gene Ontology annotation, molecular function: protein phosphatase regulator activity. Gene Ontology annotation, biological process: protein dephosphorylation.